CAGUGACUCUCGGCCAUAAGAAAUCGUCGACCACUGAUUUUAUAGUGGUGUGGUUAUGGGAUCUCCGUCGUUUCUCCGUCGCGUUUCUCACCGCCGGUUUUAAUCCUUCUUUACUGCUUCUCCUUCUCUAUCCGCCGGGAAAUUCGGUGAACCUGUCCAAUUGGGUUUAACUGAGAGGAAAUCAAAAGAAGGAUUUUGGUAUGGAGGUGAAAGAAUCGAAGGUAGAAAUGGUUGAUGACUCGGUCAAUAAGGAGAUCGGGGACUUACCCAAAGAUGUUGAAGACAAGUCUAUGCCGUGUACCAGUAACUUCGAGGACCACAGUUUCUAUAAUGUCGAAGAUCUCCCUGAGGAUCAAUGUGUUGGUGGUGAUGCUUCUAGUAACAAAGAGGUCGACGAGGAAGUUGAUGUAUUGGAAUGCACGGGUUUUGAUGAUAACAAUGAGGUUGAAUUCUCGGAAUGCAAUGAUGGGACUGAUGCGUAUUCAAGCUCCUUUAGUGGAACGGUUUCUGAAGAUGAGAAUGAAACAGCUUUGAAUGAUCAAGAAGCUGAUUCCAUGAUCUGUAAUGAUACUUCUCUGCCAUUCUGGGUGAGAAAGAAGAAGCUGACUGAUCAUUGGAGGAGGUUUAUACAGCCUAUAAUGUGGCGGUGCAAAUGGGUCGAACUCAAAGUCAGAGAAUUUCAAAAACAAGCAGAGAUGUACGACAAAGAACUCCAAGAAUCUUGCCAAGCCAAGCAAUUGGAGUUGGAAAAUCUCGAAUCAGAAGAAGUUGGGAUAAAGGCAUUGUCUCCUCUUCCAUGUCAUACUCAGAAAACCCGACUCAAGAAGAGGAAAACAAGAAAGCGAGUUGAAGAUGCGUCGGAUAUUCAAUCCUAUGCAUUGAACCAUAAUCUCUUCUCUUAUAACGAAUACCGGAAAUCUUUUGCGGAUAUUGCUCUCAAUGAUAACUCCCGCAACCUAGAUAAAAAGAAUAAGAGCUCCAAGGAGGAGGCAGUUUUCUGUGAAGAGAUACCACCUCUCGAGUUUAGGGAAGGUGAUGCAUUCCUGGAACAGAUACUUUUGAAGAUUGAAGCUGCAAAGCUUGAAGCCAAUAACUUGAAGAACCGAGUAGACAAGGUGGUGAAUGAAAAUCCAAGUAGGUUCUCUUCGGUUAAUACAUUGAAUCUGCUUGGAUCUGCUGAUGUGCUCACCAGCUCGGAGCAACAAAAGCCCCAAUUGGCUAUCAAGAACGAAGAUGAGAAACCGGUCAUUUCUGAAGAAAAGCCGGUUAAAUCUGCUUCAGUUUCAUCUCAGCAGGACACACAACCUGAAGACGACGAGACAGGAGAUAUUUUAUUGUCUGAAAUUGUGGCUUCAAGGCGAAGAGAAGGGAAAGCUGUUGUUCCCGAUAAGAAACUACAGAAGACCGAACAAACUCCAGUUGAGGAAGGUCCAUCAAGACCUGCAAGAAAAAGAACACCACGCAAUCUUGAUAUGGUGGUUAAGGAAGAGACUAACCCAAAGAGGCGUAAAGUUUCAAGGGAGAAGCCAAAGUCAAAUGGGAUGAUGGCUUCUAGGUUUAAGCAAACCAACAGGAAGAGAAAGCGAGGAAAACGAAGGUCAGGCUCUGCUGGAUUACGAAGAAGAUCCUAAAAAACUCUUGAAAGUUUGAAGAAACAAAUCGGUGAGACGGUGAUCUUGGGUUCGUAAAGUGUGUUCAUUCUUAGGCAUCCUUAAGCUUUAAAGUACAGAGAGAUUAUAUUAUAGAGUCGCAGCGUUUUGACUCUUUGUGUUAAAAACCUCAUCAUCAAAUCUAUUCAAACUCAUGAUGUUGUUUAUGUAUUUCUGACUAAAUUAACUUUGGAGCGUUGCUUCUCUACCUUGAUAAUUUAUAUAGUGAUGAAAA
This is a messenger RNA of Eutrema salsugineum, 1884 nucleotides long. RefSeq lists its product as uncharacterized. The coding region runs from base 201 to 1631 and encodes 476 amino acids. The transcript has 6 exons. NCBI's taxonomy places the organism in Eukaryota, Viridiplantae, Streptophyta, Magnoliopsida, Brassicales, Brassicaceae. The record is from RefSeq and is a predicted model, not a curated record.